Messenger RNA from Anastrepha obliqua, 1862 nucleotides. RefSeq names its product arrestin domain-containing protein 17-like. Gene Ontology annotation, cellular component: cytoplasm. Lineage: Eukaryota; Metazoa; Arthropoda; Insecta; Diptera; Tephritidae. Bases 9 to 1316 code for a protein of 435 amino acids. The record is from RefSeq and is a predicted model, not a curated record. The transcript is spliced from 5 exons. Gene Ontology annotation, biological process: protein transport.
AAAGCGAAAUGGUUGUAACUUGUGAUAUACAAUUCCAUCAGAAUGAGUUCGGCACUUAUUUUUCCGGUCAACUGGUGGAUGGAUCGGUGGUGCUAAAGGCAGAUAAGCCAAAAGACGUUAAAGCUGUGAUUUUGAACAUAUCCGGAUUCGCUAUUACAAAAUGGCGUGAGAAAAGAUUUAAUAAAAAGCGAACUUAUUUUGGACGUGAAGAUUAUAUGGAAUCGAAAACUUUUUUGAUGGGAUCAGAAACAAGUCAAAAGUACACCAUACAAUCAGGCAUUCAUACUUACAAUUUCGCCUGCAAGCUACCAGAGAACUGUCCGACUUCAUUUGAAGGCCUGCAUGGCUGUAUAAGAUACAUAGUCAAGGUGACGCUGGUUAUACCUUGGAAAUUCAACCAGACCUACUCACGAGGAUUUACCGUCAUGAAAAUGCUCGACCUUAACUACGAAUCGCCACAAUUAAAGGUUCCAUCUACCUCAGAGAACUACCGAUCGUACUGUUGUGGUCCCUGUAAAACUGAACCACUCAAAGUGCAAGUACAACUGCCACAAACCGGCUAUGUGCCCGGACAGCGCAUUCCUGUCAAUGCAUUGGUUAUUAACAACACCAACAUACCAGUAGCUGAGGUGCACUACGCGCUUGUCAUGGUUGUACGCUAUUCUGGUCAAGCGGUACAACAGAACUCAUGCCUGGAACGCAUUACUAUGGCCACAGCAAAGGGAGGGUCUGUAUUGCGCAACUGCACACGUUCGCUGACGCAAGAGUUGCUUGUGCCGGCCACACCACCAACGUGCUUGCGUUCUUGCGGCAUUAUACGCAUAACCUAUCAGGUGGAGGUUGAGGCGCGCAUGAAGGGCUGGUAUUCUAGUCAAACGAUUACGAUACCCAUACUAAUUGGUAAUGUGCCGCUGUGGCAAACGCCACCGGUCAUACAGCAGCAGCCACGCAGCAGUCGUAUGCCGAUUGUCAGUGAAGAAGUUAUUUUGGAAGGAGAUGAAAAUGCAGUGGAUUGCUUUAAGGUUGAAGAAGAGGUUGGGAACGGCGUUCAAAAUGAGCGCGAAAUUGCAGGGGUGGACGUGCAGUCCCCAGUGGAUCUUUAUCCGGAAUUGCCCCCACCCUCCUAUGAAGAAUCUUCACAUACUCUACGUGGCGAUAUAAACGAGGAUGACUUGCAUGCUUUCGGACCCUGCGAAUUUGCACCACUCUAUCCCGUUUAUACAUUACCGUUGACUCUGGCGCCAACAGCUCCCGUAACACCUGAGCCAACUCGCGAUGGAUAUAUAAACCAAAAUUUUCAAAAUGAUAAAAUGUAAAUGAAAUCCUGCGAGUUCAUAUAUGUACAUAUCUAGAGGUAGUGAAUUUUACUCGCGAUCUGUUCUGUGUUAACAGUUCGUGUAACAGUAUCUUCUCGAUAAUCGCUACUCGCGAUCACUGUGAAAACUGGAUAUCGGGACAAUUGAAAGUAUUUUUGUGGCAAUAUCGCUGAAAAUCUCAGAUUUCAAUAAUGGAUUUAUAUAGAAUAUGAAAAUUAUUUCAUAACUAAUGCAUGGCCGGCCGUUCUAUUCUCAGAGAGCCAUAAUUACAUCGAAGUAGAGAAAUCAAUCCAUGGGCAAUAGAAAUAAGGGCUGAUGUUAGAAUGCAUUUGAAUGAAUUUUUUAAACCUGACAGAAAUGUGAGAAUUUUAACUUGUUUUUUUUUUGAAGCGCUGAACCGGCGAUUUAACAUAAAACUACAAUGUAAGAUCUUAUUUUUUACAUUUCUUCCCUAUAUCUGUGACAAUUUAUUCAAUAAUUAAAUAAACAUAGCAAAUAUAUGUAAAUAUAAUAUAUAAAUUUGUGAUUACUAUUUAAGCGUUUUCA